This is a messenger RNA of Pichia membranifaciens NRRL Y-2026, 2088 nucleotides long. RefSeq lists its product as hypothetical. The transcript has a single exon. The coding region runs from base 1 to 2088 and encodes 695 amino acids. Gene Ontology annotation, molecular function: ATP binding; ATP-dependent protein folding chaperone. Lineage: Eukaryota; Fungi; Ascomycota; Pichiomycetes; Pichiales; Pichiaceae. Gene Ontology annotation, biological process: protein folding. Gene Ontology annotation, cellular component: nucleus; cytosol. The record is from RefSeq and is a predicted model, not a curated record.
AUGUCCACUCCAUUUGGUGUCGAUUUAGGAAACAACAACUCUGUCAUUGCGGUGGCAAGAAACAGAGGUAUUGACGUUGUCGUCAACGAGGUGUCGAACAGAGCCACGCCCUCGGUUGUCGGGUUCGGAAUGAAGAACAGGGCGAUCGGCGAGACCGGUAAGAACCAGCAGACGUCGAACUUGAAGAACACGGUCACAGGGUUGAAGAGACUGUUGGGGUUGUCCACCGAGUCGCCAGACUUGCAGGUCGAACAGGCGUUCUCCACGGUGCCAUUGGUGGGCAAGGAGGGCCAGGCGUGCGCCAAGGUCAGAUUCCAGGGCGAGCAGCAGGAGUUCACGUCCGUGCAGCUGGUGGCCAUGUACUUGAACAAGUUGAAAGACAACACCGAGAGAGAAACCAAGUCCACUGUGAAGGACAUCUGUCUCGCUGUCCCAGUCUGGUACACAGAGGCGCAGAGAAGAGCCGCCGCCGACGCGUGCAAGAUCGCCGGCCUCAACCCGGUCAGAAUCGUCAACGAGGUCACCGCCGCCGCCGUGGGUUACGGCGUCUUCAAGACCGACUUGCCAGAGUCGGACCCCAAGAAGGUUGCCUUCAUCGACAUCGGCCACUCCAGUUACACCUGUACCGUUGCCGCCAUCAAGAUGGGCGAGAUGAAGGUCCUCGGUACCGGCUACGACAAGCACUUUGGUGGUAGAGACUUUGACAAGGCCAUCACCGAGCACUUUGCCGACGAGUUCAAGGAGAAGUACAAGAUCGACAUCAGAUCCAACGCCAAGGCCUACUCCAGAGUCUUGGCCGCCUCCGAGAAGUUGAAGAAGGUCUUGUCCGCCAACUCCGCCGCCCCAAUCAACAUCGAGUCCGUUAUGAACGACGUCGACGUCUCUUCCCAGAUGACCAGAGAAGACUUGGAGGAGUUGGUCCAGCCCCUCCUCAAGAGAGCAGCCAACCCUGUGCACGAAGCGCUCAAGAUGGCCGGCCUCACCACCGAGGAAGUCGACUCCAUCGAGUUGAUCGGUGGUACCUCUAGAAUCCCAUGUUUGAAGAACACCAUCACCGAGAUCUUCGGCAAGCCUUUCUCCACCACCUUGAACCAGGACGAAUCCAUCGCCAAGGGUGCCGCCUUCAUUUGCGCCAUGCACUCUCCAACUUUGAGAGUCAAGCCUUUCAAGUUCGAAGACAUCAACCUACACUCCGUCACCUACUUCUGGGAACAAGGUAGCGAGGACACAGACCACCUGGAAGUCUUCCAAAAGGGCGCCUCUUACCCAUCCACUAAGAUCAUCACUCUUUACAGAACCAAGGACUUCGAGGUCGAUGCUAAAUACACCCACCCUGAGGACUUGCCUCCUGCAACCAACACCCUGAUUGCCAAGUGGUCUGUCUCAGGUGUCGAAGUCCCAGAAAACGAGGAAUCAGCCACCUGUAAGUUAAAGGUCAGACAAGACCCAUCAGGCUUCUACACCAUUGAAGAAUCAUACAUUGUUGCAGAAAAGGAAUUCAAGGAGAUUGUUGAACAGCCAGAACCAGAAAAGAAGGAAGAAGCCGCAGAAGGUGAAGAGGGUGAAGAAGAAGAAGCAGCAAAGGAACCAGAAUACAAGAUUGUCAAGAAGCUUGUCAAGGUCAAGGACUUGAACGUUCAAUAUUUCGGCCCAACCCUCACCAAGACCAUCCUCGACGAAUUCCACGAAAAGGAGUUCAAGAUGAUCGCUGACGACAAGCUUGUUGCAGAAACCGAAGAAAGAAAGAAUGCUCUUGAAGAAUACAUCUACACUUUGAGAGGUAAAUUAGAAGAAGAGUACAAGGACUUUGCUAGCCCAGAAGAAAAGGAGAAGUUGUCCAAGAUGUUGAUGGACACCGAAGAAUGGUUAUACGACGAAGGUUACGACUCCACCAAGGGCAAGUACGUUGCCAAGUACGAAGAGUUGGCAUCCAUUGGUAACCUUAUCAAGGGCAGAUACAACGCCAAGCAGGCCGAGUUGAAGCAAAAGAAGAACGAAAAGAAGGAAGCAGCAGCUGCUGCAGACAUCUUCGCUAAGAUCGCUGCCAACAGAAAGAAGGAUGGUGAUGGUGAUUCCGAAAUGAAAUAG